Molecule: messenger RNA, 6261 nt
Organism: Sander lucioperca (pikeperch)
Lineage: Eukaryota; Metazoa; Chordata; Actinopteri; Perciformes; Percidae
Gene: csnk1g1
Product: casein kinase 1, gamma 1
Exons: 14
Coding region: 502-1911 (469 amino acids)
Biological process (GO): peptidyl-serine phosphorylation; signal transduction; positive regulation of canonical Wnt signaling pathway
Cellular component (GO): nucleus; plasma membrane; cytoplasm
Molecular function (GO): ATP binding; protein serine/threonine kinase activity
Source: RefSeq, a predicted model, not a curated record
CCGGAAAGUGUGCGUUGUAAAGCGGGCGGUGCCGUCUUUGUACAUCCGGUGGGUUCGAACCUUUCACAAGCAGCGAAGAAGGAGAGAGCUGCUAACUAACGACAGACACUCCGCUGUUAGCGUCAACCAUCAGUCACAACAAGUAACACCAAAAAGCUUUAACAUUACAUUCAGCUCCGCUCGGGCAGUCGUGUAACAUUUUGGCGUGACACAUACACUAGCCGUAUCCUGAUCGUCUGGAUUAAUCACAGCGAAGGUCCUCCACCUUCUCCUUCCUGUGCCAGAUGUUGAGGCCAGCGAUCAGUCUGUUCAACAACUGUUAGAGGUGACAGGGUGAGGACGGGGGAGGAGUGUCAGUUAGCUGUACCAGGUUUGGUCUCAUGAGAGUGACUGUGCCAUCCAGGCACUGCCAGUGACCAGGGCUGUGGCUGUGGUGGGCCCGGCCCAGGAGGCCUUUUUGUACAUCUUUCCAGGCCCCUGCUGACCUGUGCUGCUCACACCAUGGAUCAACAGAGAGAUAAAUAUGGCGAGCGGCCCGCCAGGAGCACUAAAGUUUCCCAGGGAAGCCGCAGCGGACACUCGUCCCGACCAUCUGGCUCCUCCAGCUCAUCUGGGGUUCUCAUGGUGGGGCCAAACUUUCGUGUGGGCAAAAAGAUCGGCUGUGGAAACUUUGGUGAAUUGAAGCUUGGUAAAAAUCUCUACACCAACGAGUAUGUAGCUAUUAAACUGGAACCAGUGAAGUCGAGGGCACCGCAGUUGCAUUUAGAGUACCGGUUCUACAAAACACUGGGAACUACAGCUGAAGGCGUGCCCCAGGUGUUCUACUUUGGACCCUGUGGGAAAUACAAUGCCAUGGUUCUGGAGCUGCUGGGCCCAAGUCUAGAGGACCUCUUUGACCUUUGUGACAGGACCUUUUCACUGAAGACUGUCUUAAUGAUAGCUAUUCAGCUGAUUUCUCGAAUGGAGUAUGUGCACUCUAAAAACCUCAUCUAUAGAGAUGUAAAACCUGAAAACUUUCUCAUCGGACGGCAAGGAAAUAAAAAGGAGCACAUCAUCCACAUCAUAGACUUUGGUCUGGCCAAAGAGUACAUCGACCCUGAGACCAAAAAACACAUUCCAUACAGGGAGCAUAAGAGCUUGACUGGCACUGCCCGAUAUAUGUCCAUCAAUACACAUUUAGGCAAAGAGCAAAGCCGGCGAGAUGACCUGGAGGCCUUAGGCCACAUGUUCAUGUAUUUCCUUCGCGGGAGUCUACCGUGGCAAGGACUAAAGGCCGAUACGUUGAAGGAACGAUACCAGAAGAUUGGAGACACAAAACGAAACACUCCCAUCGAGGUCCUCUGUGAGAACUUCCCAGAGGAGAUGGCCACCUACCUGCGAUAUGUGAGACGGUUGGACUUCUUUGAAAAGCCAGACUAUGAAUAUCUGCGAACUCUGUUCACUGAACUGUUUGAGCGAAAAGGGUACACCUUUGACUACACUUACGACUGGGUUGGCAGGCAGAUACCCACACCAGUGGGGUCUGUCCAUAUAGACUCUGGAGCAUCUGCUGUGACGAGAGAGAGCCAUCCUCACAGAGACCGGCCCUCACAGCACCAACCAAUUCGAAAUCAGACAGCGGUCUCAGAUCGACGAGGAGCAUGGGAGGUGCAGCCCACACGCCAAGCAAACUCCUCCUAUCUGACCUCCCACCUGGCAGCGGAUAGGCACGGGGGCUCAGUGCAGGUGGUCAGCUCGACCAACGGGGAGCUGAAUGCAGACGACCCACUGGCCGUCCAUUCCACGCAGCCCAUUGCAGCUCAGGCAGAGGUGGAAGUGGUCGACGAGGCCAACUGCGUGAAAAUGCUCAACCUGUGGUGCUGCUGCUUCUUCAAGCGAAAACGGAAGAAGAACACGCCGAGGCACAAAUGAUCAUCCACCACCGGCCUGAAACGCUCCAAGGUCCGGCUCAGUUGAUUGUGAUUUCAGAAAUCAAUAAGGUCCCAUUCAGAAAUUAAAGAGGGAGACAACUGAAAGAUCUUGAUUGAAAUGCUCCCUGGAGGGACCCGUUAAAAUGGUUUGUUGAGAUGUACAAGACGCUUGUGUCUUUUGAUGGGAGUCCCUUUUCAUGUUUUCUUCUUCUUUUUUUCCUCCUCCAAGAUGUGGUGGAAUGUUUUGCAGGCCAGUCGUCCAAAUGGAAACCUUUUUUGUUGGAAUUCUGCAGAGGAUACUUUUUUUUUUUUUUUUUUCCCCUUCCCGAGACACCCAGCAUUUGUAUUUUUCUCUCCUCGUUUUGGACUUUUUGCUCCCGUUUCCCUUCUGUGGUAUUGCAAAGGAGAAGACAGAUCUUCCUGUGGAAUCUUGCCACCUUCAGCCUGUUGCAUACUAUGAUGUCUUUGUUUGACUCACAAAAUCAUGUUUUUCAUUUCCCCUCUGUCAAGUCCCAGUUCAAAGUGGUUUACCCGUCGUUAGUUUGCGAACUCAUUUUGGACACAAAGCCCUUUUGGUCAUUCCUGACGUGGGACUGAAUGUAAACCUGAACACGCGGGAAGCCAAGAGCGUAACUGCCUAUCUUCAGGCACAAAGAGCAUCAGUCUGCCAUUUGGCCCCUGCACUUUUUUCCUCCAAAGAGGCCAACCCUGGCACUGGGACCCGGGCCUGAGAGACCAGAAGACCAGAGACGCCUCCUGCACUGUGUUCUCUGAGGAUGAUUUCUGCUCACGCUGCUUGGUUAAAGCACUCCCCUUAACCACGCCGCUGUUAAAACACACUACAGUCUCUUUUGACUCACAUGCAGUUUUGCUCGUGUUGGCUUUGUGAUAAUGAGCAGCGACCUGACACUUGUACAUGGGGCUGAAAAACUAUAUGCUAUUUAUGCUAUUUAUCUCUUGGUUGCCACCAGUUUUCUUACUAGUUCUAAAUCAUACACACUGAAUGUAUGGACAGAAACGUAAAUGACUUUGGAGCAUUUAUAUAAUCUGUCAUGCGCAUGGGAAGGAAAUUGCAGUUAAGGAGUUAAGACCAAUGUUUAAAAAAAAAAAAAAAAAAAAAGUGAGACCAAAACUAAGAUGAGAGGAAAGGGACGGUCUUACAUGUUCUUGAUCUUAAUAAUCUGAUGGUUAAUAAUGGUCUCUACACCAGUAGACACUGGAGGAUGUUGCUUUGGAGUGACGAGAGCAACUGGCGCGAUGUGCUUUGGAAAUGAAAUCGCAGCCUCUCAACGCUAAUGUCCAAUGCCUUAACCCCGACCAGUCGACCACCACGUCACAUCACCAGUUGGAUAAACAAAGUUGGCAGCAUGAUGGUUGUGAGGUUUGCAGUGCAAUUUUUUUGAGGUCACCUGUAUAAUAAAGGCCAAAAUUGUGGACUGUUCCCCAGCUAGUAUCAGAGCAGUUAAUGACUUCCCUUGUAACACUGAGGAUGUAUUCCCAAGAGAGAGCAAUGCCAAAUUGAAGGUUUGGUGUAAUAAUCUGUAAAGGUGUUGAGAAGUCCCCGCCCCUUGCGUGUCCAGUGUGAAGACCCCUGUGCUGCAAAGCGAUGUUUGAAUUUGGACGACUCUGCUAAACCACCCCGGCCCCUCUCCUCAACGCCUAGAGAGAAAACCCAACGUCGACGUGAUAAGUGAACAUGUCCAUACCAUUUUUUUUAAUUUCUUUUUUUUUUUUUUAUUUAGUGUCAUGGAGGACUGCCUUGAAACAAUAUCCUCGAAAUGUCACCUUGCCUAUCCUCCGAGCAGAGAGUGAAUUAACGUACAUAGGUGUUUUUUAUUUUUUUAUUUUAUAUCUUGCUAAUGUGAAUUUUUUGAAUGCAAAUUUCUUUUGUUUUGUUUUUCCAUUCCAAAUAGCCAUGGUUUUACGGGGAAAGAGAGGGUAACAAAAAAACAAACAAAAAAAAAGCUCAAGACCAUGACUGCACUACAUUUGUUGACCCCGGCUUUCCCUGACAAGACCCUGCCUUCUUAAUACUGUACUUUAAACGUGCUUAUUACUUUAAUUGUAGCUGCCUCGUGUGCUAGGCCUUCCCUAUAGGGUGCAGGGAAUACACUUUAAAUUUACUUUUAUCCCCGCCCACUCCAUUUUUGUACCAUGACGCCCUCCUUCUUUCCUCUCUGCGCGCGCACACACACACACACACACACACACACACAUAUGAAUCAACUCUCAGCGGAGUGUUAUAUUUGGCGUUUUGUGGACCUGCUCCAUCAUCUUUAGAAAUGCAAUGUUGUAGACUAUCUCAAUGAUCAGUAUGUAAACCUGCUUGUUGCGUGUAUUUACACUGUAUAGCUUUUGGUUUAUUCUCACCCCUGACAUGUCAGUUACUCCGGGGUCUAAGUUAUUGUGUUAUUGACAGUACUUGAAUAUGAAAGUCUACGGGACCUUUUUUUUUUUAAGUUUGUUUUUAUGUUCUCGGUCAUUAUCACAGUAAUUCCACACAGGAUUUGAGGGGAAUUGUGGGGAAAAUAGGCUGUUCGAAUGACAGGUAUUAAUUUCUUUGAGAUGUCUCAGUGCCUCCUUGAGUGUGUUUGACAGGUUGUGAGACUCACCUGGGGAGUCCUGUGCUAGCAGGUGUAAAUGAUCGCGUGUUUUCACCCAGAGGAGUUGCCGUUUAGAUGUUGGUUUGCAGGUAAAAAUCACUUUUCAGUCUCUGUGAAACAUUCACCAUAAUGUAUCUGUUGUCGAUGAAAACCUUCAUUAUUUCGGACACCAAACCUGUGACAUCUGCUGCCUGGGAUUCUCCCCACAAAGCAUUAGCGACAUGCCUUCAUCCCAGCUACCUGAGAAAAGUUGAAAAGUAUUUCUGUGUAGUGAGAUGGAUAUCCACACUAUAUAGCCUUCAGCGUUCCCCCUGAAUUCCCCGAGUGCCAUUCCUGAGACUACUACUAGCCCAUGCCUUUUACCUGUGCCAGGAAAAUAUGAAGUUGAAUGUUUUUUUUUUUUUUUUGACCAUCGCAUUCCACCUUGUGUCCUUGAUGUUUCCACUGUCAUUUUGAAAAAUCGCAGAGCAACAUGGUAUUCAGUACCAGGAAGUGUUGUCGGAGUUGUUAAAGAGUGCCGGAGGGGGGGGGAGUGUUUUUAUGAGUCGCUUCUGUUGGUUUCUCUCCCCUUAAUGUUGAAACCAACACCAUUUUAUCGACCAAGUUUAUGAUUUCGGAGUUGGAUUUGUGACUGGUCAUCUUUGCAACCUCUGCUUCUUCCUUAAACUAGGUCGCCUAACUCUUUAGCUCCCGGCUGAAAUGGUAGAUAUAGAUAUAUUACUCUAAUGUAUUUACUUUUUACUCUCUGGGCCUCAUACAGAGCGAUAUAGGAGUACUCUGUAUGGUUUGUAUCUGCUGCAUGGCUUAUCUGGAGACGACAGUGAGCGGUCUCUCUCUCUCGCUCUCCAGGGAAUUUUCUCCCCUGUGGAGCUCAUAUACUGUUGGGUCAGUGAGACAUUAUGGCUUCCAGUCCUCAUGUAAAACAAAUAACUUUUUCAUGUCUUCUCACAGCACAUUCCAUUUCAGUUCCCAUUAUUUCUGAUAUACUUCACUUCAGUCAGACUCGUGUUUUAUAGCUUUGGUUGUGUGUAAGUCACAUUCCUGUGUGUCAAAGCUGUGUAAAUCAAAGCAAAGGACAGUUAAAGUGUGAAUGAAUGAAUGGCUUAGGUCUUUAUGGGUUCUCUGGCACUUUUUCCUUGUUGCUGUACUGUAGAAUUGUCUUGGAUUUACUGUAUAUUUUUCUUUUUGAGGGAGAGGUUUUAGGGUGGCAUUUACUGCAAUAUUGUGAUGAUUAUUUGAAAAAUUGUAAAUUGUACAGAGUUCACAAUUACACUCUUCUUUCUGUUGGGAUAUAAAAUAUGUAUUCUUUGAUUUUUGUUUUCCUCUCAGACUGUGGAAAAUCAAAUUGUACAGCUCCAAGAGUUUAUCCUCCCCCUCAGCAUUGAUUUUUUUUUUUUUUUUUUCAGAGCUAUGAUUAAGAGAAAUCUUAAAACUGUAAAUAAACAUUAUUGUGUUGAAAUAUGAAUGUCACUUCAAAAAUGUAUUUGAAUGAGUUAGUCAAGGGCUUCAAGAAUGAAGGACCCACAUUUCUUCUUUUUAUGGUUUCAUAUUUUUAAUUUACAGAAAGAUAAAGGUCCUUUUUAUCUGAGAUACCUAUGUUUUUGUUGUUUGUUUUUUUUCCUCCUUGGAUUCAUACAAUACAAUGUGUCAUAUGAACCUUAUAAAAUCACUUUUUAUUCCCUCCACACCUAAAGGGAAACUCCAGUUUGCACCCUUUUUUAUGUAAAAUAAAUGAUCUCUCCACCUUG